Messenger RNA from Capra hircus (goat), 3154 nucleotides. It is a transcript of the gene ALKBH3, whose product is annotated as alkB homolog 3, alpha-ketoglutaratedependent dioxygenase. Gene Ontology annotation, cellular component: nucleus. The transcript is spliced from 11 exons. The coding region runs from base 970 to 1830 and encodes 286 amino acids. Gene Ontology annotation, molecular function: dioxygenase activity. The record is from RefSeq and is a predicted model, not a curated record. Gene Ontology annotation, biological process: DNA repair; DNA alkylation repair. NCBI's taxonomy places the organism in Eukaryota, Metazoa, Chordata, Mammalia, Artiodactyla, Bovidae.
UGUGUUCCAGGCAUCGUGCUAAAUUCUGUAAAUACAUUAUCUCAUUUAAUCCUCCCUACAGAAAAGCUAUGCCCAUUUCAUAAAAAAGCAGGGUACCCGACCUAGAUUAUACACCAAGUAUAAGGGUGUAUAGCCUGAAACUCAGAUCUCUUCUCUCAAGCAAACUUUGUUUGCAAAUAGGGCGCGGUCCUAUUCUCAGUACUAUGAUAGAAGUCUGCACCGGCUGCAGGGAAAACAAACGAGGUGCAUCUCAGACUCUCAGUGGAGUUCAGGAUAAAAGUCAAACCCUGUUGCUCAGCGCAUCAUGACCAGGUCCCCCAACGCCUUCGCCCUUCCGCUGGGGCUCGGUCGCUCUUCCGGGACGGACCAAAGUAGCCGGCGCUUGGAAGUCUCUCGUCUUUUGUUAGGGGUGUGGGACUUCGGCAGAAGAAACGUCUUCAUCCUCACCAUCGCCACAGCCCACACUUAACGGGGCUCCACCGCACCCUUAAUCUCUGGGUUCCCCUCGAACCCCAGCGCUGCCACCUUUACCUUCAGAGACACGGCCCUUUCGGCUCGAGGGACGCCGAGCCGCCCGGAGAUCCGGGCUGUGGCGCCGGAAGAGGCGGCGGCGGCGCGUGACGUCAGAGGACGUGCUUGCCGCCGUGCUCCUGCGGCGGGGAAGUGCUGGAGUCGGGCCGGGGUCGUGAGAUUCCCACAGACCGCUGGCGGCAGAGCAGGCCCGAGGCAGCGUGGGGUUCGCUUUAGCAAGAGCGGCUUUAAAACCUGCGCGCCCAUCUCCUCUGGCAGCUUGUUUCAGUGACAGACAGCUGUAUCCAUCCAACAUCAAAUCUUCUGAGACAGGCCAUAGGUGUUUUUGACAAGCUUCAAGGGAAGUUUGAUGCAGCCUGUGAUGAUGGAGUAUGGAAAUGCCCUGGAUACCACUGUGUAGUUUGAAUCAGAAAUGAAACAGUAGAAGUCUCGGUCAGCAUGGAGGACAAAAGACGGCGAGCCCGAGUGCAGGGAGCCUGGGCUGGUCCUGCUAAGAGCCAGGCCACUGCUCAGCCAGCUCCCACUGCUGAGAACAAUCUUCAACAGAGACCUGGUAAAACCUGGAUGAACAAGGAGCAGCAUCUGUCUGACAGACAGUUUGUGUUCAAAGAACCCCAGGAGGUGGUACGCAGAGCCCCAGAGCCACGAGUGAUUGAUAAAGAGGGUGUGUAUGAAAUCAGCAUGUCACCCACAGGCAUAUCUAGGGUGUGUUUGUGUCCUGGCUUCGUUGACUUGAAAGAGGCCAACUCAGUGUUUGAACAGCUUUGUCGGGAUGUUCCCUGGAAGCAGAGGACCGGCAUCAGAGACGAUGUAACUUACCAGCAACCAAGACUUACAGCAUGGUAUGGAGAACUUCCUUACACUUAUUCAAGAAUCACUAUGGAACCAAAUCCUCACUGGCAUCCUGUGCUGCUCACGCUGAAGAGCCACAUUGAAGAGAACACUGGCCACACCUUCAACUCCUUGCUUUGCAAUCUUUACCGAAAUGAGAAGGACAGUGUGGACUGGCACAGCGAUGACGAGCCUUCACUGGGCAGGUGCCCCAUCAUUGCUUCACUCAGCUUUGGUGCCACACGCAUGUUUGAGAUGAGAAAGAAGCCCCCGCCAGAAGACAAUGGAGACUACACGUACGUGGAUCGAGUGAAGAUACCCUUGGAUCACGGGACCCUGUUAAUCAUGGAAGGGGCCACGCAAGCGGACUGGCAGCAUCGAGUGCCCAAAGAGUACCACUCCAGAGGACCAAGAAUAAACUUGACCUUUCGGACAGUUUAUCCUGACCCUCGAGGGGUGCACUGGUGAUGUGAGAUCCUGGAGAGGGAAGCCACGCUGAGACUGAGCAAAGCUUCCUCCAUGAAGACACUUCCGGAGGCUGGUCUAGCUACUCUCGUGGCUGUCUGGAGGAUGAGGGUGGGAUUUGCUUCUCAGCUCGGAGUUCUAUUAAAUGACAGCCUGCAGUUCGUGUUCAAAAUACGUUUACUGUGGGAACAGUAAUCCCUAAUCACAUUUUGAAAUCACAUAUUUUCUUUAGGCAGAUUAAAAACUGCUAUGGCUGUGUUUACCGAUGAUUUUGCCCAUAAGCCAUUUCCCCACCACUGCCCUCUCCGGUUUCAGUUGAAGAAAUUUGAAUGGACUUUGCCUCCGGGGGAGGGUUAAUCCACAUCUUUGUUCCUUGUGCCUGUAGCAAAGUGGAGAUAGUAACACACAUCAGUGACUCGGGAGCCUUCCGCAGGCAGACAGCUGCUGCAACCCAAACAGAGUUUUGCUGAAGUCUGCCUCGAAUCCUGAACAUGUUGGCUUGUGUGCUGUGGUAAUGGAAAGCUGCAUACUCUGGGAGCACUUUAUUUAACCGAGUCUCCUUGCCUGUCCAUCGCCCUGGGAGACACGCAGACAGGUUUCAGGCCUCUGAGUGAAGAGCAGAGGUGGUCUUCUCCAGUGUAUUUCCAAGCUGCCCCCUGGACUGCUCGUAAUACAAGAGGAAACUGUCCCCUCAAGGGGAGGAGGAAUUGAGUGAUGUCAUGAGAAAUUUCAGCUGAAGAGCGGCAAAUGCCCUGCUAGUGGCAGCUGUUCCACACAGAUUUGUUUCCCCCGGAGAAUUACUUGAGUCUCUUAAACCCAAGCCAGAUAGGAGCGGGAGCCUUCCUGCAGGGAACAGACUCAGUUACCUUAAUAGUGCUUUUCCCCGUAGAGUUCAGGAGCCCCAUGACUAAGGCUUUCUUCUGACUCAAGUGUUGUCUUCUGUACACGCUCCCGAGAUUCGAGGGUUAGUCUCUGAUGUCACCAAGCUUCCCAAAACAGACAAAGCGGCUGCCCCUUGUUGCAUCAUAAAAGCACGUGUAUUCCUGACCCCUAGACUUAGGAGCAGCAUGCUGGAUCAGUUCCAAACCAAGACAGAGAAAACCAGAGAGAAAGAGGAUGAUUUAAACGGCUGAAAGUAGGGCGAGGGAGUUAGAGUUUCCCUAGUGCCCCAUGGGGAAAAUUUACCCAGCCUUCUUGCUUUUUGGUCUUGUUUCCAUUCCACGCUGUAAGAUUGAUGAGCCCCAAGAUCAUGAUAAAAGGCCAGGGGCAGAUGAGCGCCUUGCCUGGCCAGGCAGUGUUCUUCUGUUGAGCUCUCUGCUUUCUUGAA